GUCGUGAAUGAAAGAAAGACGCCUGGAGAUGCAGAGCAGUAGGGAGUUUAGGAAAGUGCCUGACUUGGGUCCUCGAAAGUACCCAGCGACUGCCUUGGUAUUUAUCCCCCUUUAAGCUUUCCUAUGCCCUUCGUUAACACACGUCUCUGCAAAACAAGAGAUGUGAUGGCAACAGUCUUUGGUGGCCUGUUUUGGAUCAGGCUCUGGGGUGGCCGCCCCUAACUGCGGGGUCCUCUAGGCAGCGGAAGCCUGCGGAAGGCCGUGGCGAUGGCGGCCGGGCCGGGUGGGUCGCUUGUGCCGGUCUUCGGGCUGCGGUUGCUGUUGGCGACCGUGCUUCAAGCGGUGUCUGCCUUUGGGGCAGAGUUUUCAAAGGAGUCAUGCAGAGAGUUGGGUUUUUCCAGCAACUUGCUCUGCAGCUCUUGUGAUCUUCUCGGACAGUUCAACCUGCUCCAGCUAGAUCCUAAUUGCAGAGGAUGCUGUCAGGAGGAAGCACAAUUUGAAACCAAAAAGCUGUAUGCAGGAGCUAUUCUUGAAGUCUGUGGAUGAAAAUUGGGAAGGUUCCCUCAAGUCCAAGCUUUCGUCAGGAGUGAUAAAACCAAACUAUUCAGAGGACUGCAAAUCAAGUAUGUUCGCGGAUCAGACCCUGUGUUAAAGCUUUUGGACGACAAUGGGAACAUCGCUGAAGAGCUCAGCAUCCUCAAAUGGAACACAGACAGCGUGGAAGAAUUCCUGAGUGAAAAGUUGGAGCGCAUAUAAGUCUUGCUUAAAAUAGGUCCUAUCCUUUUGUUACCUUAUCAAAUGAAAUACUACUGCACCUAGAAAAUAUUUAGUUUUGCUUGCUUCCAUUGAUCAGUCUUUUACUCUGAGGUAUUAAACAUUUAAUUAGAUCUUGAAGUGGCAGCACAGCCCAUGAUAUCUAAGAAGACAGCAAGCUUGACAAAGCUCAUUGUUUAUAAAUCUCCAUCCGUUUGCAUUUGUUGAUACCACGAACAGAAUGCUUUGUAACAGGCUUGUGGUUAAUUAUACAAAUUAUAGUUUGUGAUCAUUGUCCAGCUUUAUGAACAACUGGUUUUUAAAUGAGGGAGGUUAAUAAGACAGAUGAUGACGAUGCCUCUUGUGCUGUGUGCUCUUUGAAAGUAAUGACAGAAAACUAGAGCAAGUAAGAAACACCAAGCCUCAGUAGGUUGCCAGCUCCACAGAGUGGCUCAUAUUUUUUGUAUUGCCCAGCUUUCUUUUUAAUAAAAAUGUCAUUUAUAGUUUAUAAUGAAUGCAUUGCAUAAAAACUUUGUGGCUUCAUUAUUACAAAACAGAUCCAAAAUCUACAGUAAGAGUGAACAUUCACAGAGAUUUGCAUCAAUGAAGACUACACAGAGAACCUUUCUAAGGAUUUGUGUGGAUCUGAUAUUUGGCAAAUGUUUGAGUUUUACACUCUUAUAGGAAAGUCCAUUUUAAAAUGAUCAUUUGUAAGACCAAAAUAUAAAUAAAAAGUUUCAAAAAAUCUGUCUGAA
Carlito syrichta (Philippine tarsier) is the source of this 1508-nucleotide messenger RNA. RefSeq names its product selenoprotein F (gene SELENOF). Gene Ontology annotation, cellular component: endoplasmic reticulum lumen. Gene Ontology annotation, molecular function: oxidoreductase activity. The record is from RefSeq and is a predicted model, not a curated record. The transcript is spliced from 5 exons. NCBI's taxonomy places the organism in Eukaryota, Metazoa, Chordata, Mammalia, Primates, Tarsiidae.